AUGAAAGAAUUAGAUGAGUAUGAAGGCUGUGCACCAAAAAAUUGUAAAAGAUAUGUUACCGAUACCGUUAUAUCUGCAAAAGAGGCUGACGAGCUUUUAAAUAUGGCAAAGAGAGGUUUAAAACAUGGAGGUUCUCUAGGAGGGGCAUCUAUAUUAGACCUUCAUAGUGGAGCCUUAUCAAAAGGCUCAAAUUUUGUUAAUUUCUAUAAAUUAAAAGAAAUGAAAAAUAUCUUUGAUCAGAAUGACUUUAACACUUUUAGGGUGGUGAAGGACAAAAUCAAGUAUGCUAUUGCUCAUCACUUUGGAGUUCAGCCAACUAAAAUAUACUUGACUUUUCCAACAUUCUUUUCUGAAAUAAGCACAAAGAAAGCUGUUACAAUCCAUGAUGAAUACUGGCAUCCCCAUGUUGAUAAAGAGUCCUACAAGUCAUUCCAUUACACAACGCUGCUCUAUUUGGGCGAUUACAACAUAGACUUCAAAGGUGGCCAGUUUGUUUUCAUUGAUAGCAACUACAACUACACAGUUGAACCUCGGAAAGGGAGAUUAAGCAUGUUUACCAGCGGAGCUGAGAAUUUACACUAUGUUGAAAAAGUUACAUCGGGAGUGAGAUAUGCGAUGACUAUAUCAUUUACGUGUAACAAGAACUAUGCUAUACCAGAUCCAAGUGUUGAAAAAUUUGCUUAA
Danaus chrysippus (African queen) is the source of this 684-nucleotide messenger RNA. Lineage: Eukaryota; Metazoa; Arthropoda; Insecta; Lepidoptera; Nymphalidae. The record is from the annotation of a GenBank genome assembly.